Messenger RNA from Dreissena polymorpha, 477 nucleotides. Its product is annotated as phosphate-regulating neutral endopeptidase PHEX-like. Gene Ontology annotation, molecular function: metalloendopeptidase activity. Bases 1 to 477 code for a protein of 158 amino acids. NCBI's taxonomy places the organism in Eukaryota, Metazoa, Mollusca, Bivalvia, Myida, Dreissenidae. Gene Ontology annotation, cellular component: plasma membrane. The transcript is spliced from 5 exons. Gene Ontology annotation, biological process: protein processing. The record is from RefSeq and is a predicted model, not a curated record.
AUGUAUGACAAAGAGGGAAACCUUAAGUCCUGGUGGACGGCGGAUGACGGCACGAAGUUUGUGGAACGUGCUCAGUGCAUCAUAGAUCAGUACAACGGCUUCGUGGUGCCAGGAACAGGCAAUAUGACUAUUAAUGGUAUCAACACCCUUGGCGAAAAUAUUGCGGAUUCUGGUGGCAUAAAAGAAAGCUUCAAUGCGUACCGAAAGUGGGUGAACACUGCAAGAGGAGGCAAGGAGGAGCCCAAACUGCCUGGUCUGGCCUACACACCGAAUCAGCUGUACUUUCUCAAUGCUGCACAGGUUUGGUGCGGAAGUAUGAGAGAUCAAGCGAAGGUGGGGCAUAUUCGUACACAACCACAUAGCAUAUCGGAGUACAGAGUGUACGGUCCUAUGCAGAACUACGAUGAGUUCUCCAAGGCAUGGAACUGCCCUGCAGGAUCCUUCAUGAACAGUAGGCGCAAGUGCUCCGUCUGGUAG